Neofelis nebulosa (Clouded leopard) is the source of this 2016-nucleotide messenger RNA. It is a transcript of the gene CHRNB2, whose product is annotated as cholinergic receptor nicotinic beta 2 subunit. Gene Ontology annotation, cellular component: synapse; postsynaptic membrane; neuron projection. The transcript is spliced from 6 exons. Gene Ontology annotation, molecular function: acetylcholine-gated monoatomic cation-selective channel activity; transmembrane signaling receptor activity. Bases 475 to 1908 code for a protein of 477 amino acids. Lineage: Eukaryota; Metazoa; Chordata; Mammalia; Carnivora; Felidae. Gene Ontology annotation, biological process: nervous system process; signal transduction; chemical synaptic transmission. The record is from RefSeq and is a predicted model, not a curated record.
CUGUUUCCACACUCGCUUUUCUAAAACGGCAAGCCCAGAGUCCCCUGUCUCUUUGAGGACCUGAAAUGCCUUUGCUCGGCGGAACCCUCGUCCUUCCAGAGAGGCAGGACCGCUUGGAUUGGUGAGAGCGAACAAGGAGGGCGGCAACGCCAAGAGCUCCUCCCGAAUCCCGCCCCCUCGUUCCGGCGCUGGGUGCCCGGGUGCUGAGCGGCUCCAGAGCGGCUGGGGGCAGAGGGCCGCCCGCUUCCGCCCCGCGCACACGCGGCCUGGGCAGAAGCACGUCCCACCUGGGGACCCCCUUUCUUUCUGGGCUCCGGCGCUUCCGCCUCCGGGGCGGAGACUCCUCCCCUCUCCGUCCCAGUCGCCUUCCCGGGGAGAGCGGCCCGAACAGCCUCCGCCCGCCGGCCCCCUCCCGCAGCCCGGCCGCCCCGGCCCGCGCGGCUUCAGCACCGCGGACAGCGCCCCGCCCGCGGCAUGGCCCUGCGCUCCGGCCCCGCCGCGCUGCUGCUCGGCUGCGGCCUCCUCGGGCUGCGCGCAGGCGUCCGGGGUACUGACACGGAGGAGCGGCUAGUGGAGCACCUCCUAGAUCCUUCCCGGUACAACAAGCUCAUUCGCCCAGCCACCAAUGGCUCUGAGCUGGUGACCGUACAGCUCAUGGUGUCGCUGGCCCAGCUCAUUAGUGUGCAUGAGCGGGAACAGAUCAUGACCACCAAUGUCUGGCUGACCCAGGAAUGGGAAGAUUAUCGCCUCACCUGGAAGCCUGAGGAGUUCGACAACAUGAAGAAGGUUCGGCUCCCUUCCAAGCACAUCUGGCUGCCGGAUGUGGUCCUAUACAACAACGCUGACGGCAUGUACGAGGUGUCCUUCUAUUCCAACGCCGUGGUCUCCUACGACGGCAGCAUCUUCUGGCUGCCGCCCGCCAUCUACAAGAGCGCCUGCAAGAUCGAGGUGAAGCACUUCCCCUUCGACCAGCAGAACUGCACCAUGAAGUUCCGCUCGUGGACCUACGACCGCACGGAGAUCGACUUGGUGCUCAAGAUCGACUUGGUGCUCAAGAGUGACGUGGCCAGCCUGGACGACUUCACGCCCAGUGGCGAGUGGGACAUCGUGGCGCUGCCGGGCCGGCGCAACGAGAACCCGGACGACUCCACCUACGUGGACAUCACGUACGACUUCAUCAUCCGGCGCAAGCCCCUCUUCUACACCAUCAACCUCAUCAUCCCCUGCGUGCUCAUCACCUCGCUGGCCAUCCUCGUCUUCUACCUGCCGUCCGACUGCGGCGAGAAGAUGACGCUGUGCAUCUCCGUGCUGCUGGCGCUCACCGUCUUCCUGCUGCUCAUCUCCAAGAUCGUGCCGCCCACCUCGCUGGACGUGCCGCUGGUGGGCAAGUACCUCAUGUUCACCAUGGUGCUGGUCACCUUCUCCAUCGUCACCAGCGUGUGCGUGCUCAACGUGCACCACCGCUCGCCCACCACGCACACCAUGGCGCCCUGGGUCAAGGUCGUGUUCCUGGAGAAGCUGCCCGCGCUGCUCUUCAUGCAGCAGCCGCGCCACCGCUGCGCCCGCCAGCGCCUGCGCCUGCGGCGGCGCCAGCGCGAGCGCGAGGCGGGCGCCCUCCUCUUCCGAGAAGCCCCCGGGGAGCCGACGGGCCCGGCGCAAGGCUGCGGGCUCCGCGCGGCGGUGGACGGCGUGCGCUUCAUCGCGGACCACGUGCGCAGCGAGGACGACGACCAGAGCGUGAGCGAGGACUGGAAGUACGUCGCCAUGGUGAUCGACCGUCUCUUCCUGUGGAUCUUCGUCUUUGUCUGUGUUUCUGGCACCAUUGGCAUGUUCCUGCAGCCUCUCUUCCAGAACUUCGCCACCGCCGCCUUCCUGCACGCGGACCGCUCGGCGCCCAGCUCCAAGUGAGGCCCUCCCCGGCCCGCGCUCCUUCGCCCGUGCCCUCUGUUGCCAGUAGUUGGGGCGGAGGUGGGACAAGUGAGCUGGGGGCGGGGGCGGAGGGGGGGGGGGAGGCUG